AUGUUUUUUUUUAGUAGUGAAAAACCCAAAGUUAUAAUCGAACCGCCAACAUCUUCAAUAGUACAAAAUAAUAUUCCUGAAUUUUUGUCACCUUCAUUAGAGAACAAAAUGUAUAGUAGCAGUUAUUCAUAUAGCAAUCCCCUUACCGGUGCAUAUAGCACAACUCACCAAAAUGAAUAUAAAUAUAAUGUUACAAAAUAUACAACAAGCCCACAUAAUAAUCGAAAUGUUGAAUAUAUAAAAACAAUUGACAAUCCCACUGAGUUAUAUUAUGAAACAAUUCCAUUAAAAACCAAUACAAACAAUAUAUUUGAAAUAAACCCCUCUAAAGAAGAAUCAAAUAAAAUUACAUAUAAUCCUAGGAUAGAGGUAUAUUCAACAUCCGAUUUUGUAAUUAUCAUGAUGAAUCUUCCAGGUGUUUCAAAAGAAAAUUUAAAUGUUGAAUUAGAAAAGGGAUUGUUAAAAAUAUGUGGAAACAAAUAUAAACCAAAAAUCGAAGAAUUAGAAAAAACUAAUGAUUAUCAUACUAAAAUCAUUGAAAGAGUAAGCGAAUACUAUUUUUGUAAAAUUUUUCAAAUGCCACCUGCCUUUUCAGAAGGGCAAAGUAUAUCAUGCACACUAAAGGAUGGGGAACUUGUCCUUAAAAUUUUAGCAAGUGAAUUAAAAACUCAGAAAAAGGUUAUCCAAGUAACCUCAUAA
Molecule: messenger RNA, 699 nt
Organism: Plasmodium vinckei vinckei
Lineage: Eukaryota; Apicomplexa; Aconoidasida; Haemosporida; Plasmodiidae
Product: heat shock protein 20, putative
Exons: 1
Coding region: 1-699 (232 amino acids)
Biological process (GO): response to heat; protein folding; response to hydrogen peroxide
Source: RefSeq, a predicted model, not a curated record